Molecule: messenger RNA, 4430 nt
Organism: Myotis myotis
Lineage: Eukaryota; Metazoa; Chordata; Mammalia; Chiroptera; Vespertilionidae
Gene: RGS8
Product: regulator of G protein signaling 8
Exons: 6
Coding region: 380-922 (180 amino acids)
Source: RefSeq, a predicted model, not a curated record
UUGGAUGUGACAAACAGGGAGAAGAGAUUUCAGCGGGGCUGCUCGCUGCCCGGCUCAAGUGGUGGGAGGUGGAUUGUGCAUGCAUGCAUGUGGAGAUGUGUGUGCGUGCCCGCGUGUGCCUGCGUGUGCAUGCACACAUGCCCUUCACCCGCCAAGGAUUUGACUGCUAAACUGCUAAAAGACAGAUCUGCUCUCUCCCCAGACCUCCUUCACCCGCAGCCUCUCUGACCAUCCCGUUGGCAGAGACCCGCAGGCCAUGAGGACCGGUCAAAGACAGUGAGAGGACGUGAAAGGGUAAAUCCCUGUACCCCGCAGUCUUAUCUCCCGCCCUGACGUCCCUGCACACCGGCCAGAGGGUUAACCAUAAGCGGGUGCCUGUAUGGCCGCCUUACUGAUGCCACGCAGGAACAAAGGGAUGAGGACUCGACUGGGAUGCCUGUCUCACAAGUCAGACUCGUGUAGUGAUUUCACAGCGAUUCUUCCUGACAAGCCCAACCGUGCUCUGAAGAGACUUUCCACAGAAGAAGCCACCAGGUGGGCCGAUUCCUUUGACGUGCUUCUCUCCCAUAAGUAUGGGGUGGCUGCAUUCCUCGCCUUCUUGAAGACCGAGUUCAGCGAGGAGAACCUGGAAUUCUGGUUGGCCUGUGAGGAGUUCAAGAAGACCAGGUCAACUGCAAAACUGGCCUCCAAGGCCCAUAGGAUUUUUGAGGAGUUUGUGGAUGUGCAGGCUCCGAGGGAGGUAAACAUAGACUUCCAGACUCGAGAGGCCACGAGGAAGAACAUGCAAGAACCAUCCCUGACUUGCUUUGACCAAGCGCAGGGCAAAGUACACAGCCUCAUGGAGAAAGACUCUUACCCCAGGUUCCUGAGGUCCAAAAUGUACUUAGAUUUGCUGUCCCAAAGCCAGAGGAGGCUCAGCUAGACCUCAGAUGGGGACUCUUGGAGAUCGCUGGCUUUCCCCGCCCCUUGCUGCCAAGACCAUAUUCUAAUGUGAAAUGUCAGGGGUGUUCUAAAGCAGUGGUGUUUAGGUUGGGAGGCUGGGGUGAGGAGGGGAUGAGGGGCCAUUCCAAAGUGUAAUUCAGUCACCAGAACUGGGAUUCUAUUUUAUUUACCCAUGUUUAUGUUUUGGUUAGUGGUAGCACCUGGCUGCACUCAUCCUUCUCUGGGUCAGUAACUUGCCCUCCAUAAUGCCUUGGGUCAUCUCCACUGAGAAGGUAGAUUCGCUAGGCCGGGCUAACCAGUAAAUAAUAGAAAUGCAGUUUCCAUAACCCCCAUACCCUCCUCCAUUAGGAUUCCUGACACUCUAACUUGUCCUAUACCCCUGUGAGGAAGAGUUAGAAGACUGGCUCACACCUGUGAUUUGCUAUCACAGUGUAACAGCCAGUUCCGGGUGCUGGGGCCUCACAGUUUAGGAGAGAGGUCCCUGUGGAAUCCCGGGUCUCUAGAACUAUCAUUGAUAGGUGACCCCUGGGAGAAGGGGCAAACUCCAUGGAGUUGGCCGUUUCUUCCAUUUCCACAGGACCAGUGUGCAAGGCUGUGCUCACUGCCCAUCUUAGUCUAGGAUAUUCACAAGACUCCCCUACCCUUGCAAGACCCUUCCAGAAAGGGUCUUGGGAGAUGUCCCUCACAGCUUCUGAUGCGGAGCUGCUAUUAAGAAAGCUACAGCUUGCCUAUCUUCCUACCUUCUACCAAGAAGUUUCCCAGAAGUUGAACAACCAGGAAAUGUAGCACCAGUAGACCUUUCUGCAGUGGGGCACCAUAUAACCUUUCUGCUGCUUAAUGUACUCUCUGCCCUCGCUUCCCUGUGGCAUCACACAUCACCGAUCUCUUAGAAUGACAGACAGCUUGGCAAAGGGAGGCGAAUUCCCAUAGCAUGGACAGCUCUCACGGUGCCUACUGCUCUCCCUGUCUCUCUCUGUCCCCCCUCCCAGGCAGGUCAUGUAAUUAUGAUGGGGGAGAAUGGGAACUUAGGCCAUAACUCUUUCCCAGCUUGCUUCCUGGGAGCACGCUUUCUUAGAAAGGCCCUUCUCAUGAGGGCCACCUUGGCUAUUCAGCAGCUUCCUUUUCGAUUUCUGACCUUUUGGGAUUGAACAUGAGGCUAAGAAGAUCACUGUGAACAUUUGCUUGUGGAGAAUCUUCCUAAAAUGCUUUCCUGGUACCCUGGGGCUGCUCUUGGAAAUAUGUCAAGAAAGUCUUUCUUAGAGGAAGAACCAGGCACAUGGAACCUACUCUAGCUGCCCAGGAAAAAGCUGACUCUGGCACAAGACUGCGGUGCCAAGGAGAUGAAUCCUCAGCAGAGAGACCAGAAACUGGAAGAGGGCCCUGGAAGAGGCUGGUCUCUGGGUGAACUGAAUCACAGAGAAUGUGGCGAAGGAACCACUGGGAUAAUUCAAAGUCAAUGGAUUGGGAGGCAUGGCAGAUCUCCAAAACAUUUAGUUUGACUAAAUGGAACAGCGUCUGACUAGAUGUAAGCCCUGGAGUGCAGGUGAUUGAGAACUGGGCUGAAGCAUUCUCCUCCUGUGGGGUGAUGGGCCUUUUUAGACAUGCGGGGAUCCCAGUGUUUCCAUUCCUGUCCAGAAUUGUGCGAAUCUCUUCCUUCCUUGGCUGCAGCUAGACAAGGCCAGGAAGGCUCUCGAGUCCCACUGGUGUUGGGUGCACUGCCCUGCCAUGGCACAUCGUAUCCAUGAGUGAGGAUUGGUGUGCCGGUAUGAACCACCGAGGAGAAAGAGAACUCAUGCCUAUAGUUCUCACACGGGAGACACCAGUGGAAUUUCAUGUUCAAGAACUCUGAAGCCUCAAGUGGUGUUUCUAGUUAGAUCAGGAAGUAAGUAUUCCCUUGCCCCCACUGGUAAAAAAACACCCCAUCCGUAGCUAAAGCUGCCAAGAUUAAUGUAAUGAUCAAAUUCUCAAACAGGGUAUUUUAAACAUUGUUUACAUACGAAAUGUGCAUCUGCUGCCAACUCUACUGUCGAAAAUGAGGUGCAUAGAAAUUGGAACAGCACGGAGUUAUGGAAAUCUGAAACGUUCUAAGAGGGGCCUUUUUACCACUUCCACUAUCCCCAGGAGACAAGUCUGAACAAGAGUGUUGUGCGGUGGCCUCACUGGGGCCCUAGAGUUCUUGCCAACUGUUGGUGGAAUGAAGGCUUCAGAUGGUGGUGUCAUGGCGCCUGGUGACUUCCUCCCACGAUGGGGAGGCAUGAAGGACCAAGCUUGGGUAUCCUGAAUGUUGCCGCUAAGCGAGGGUAUGUGGGCAUGUGUGGAGGAACAUGAUCGCUGUUUAUGGUACUCCCAUGGAGUGUGAGUGUGUGUAUGUGUGUGUGUGUGUGUGUGUGUGUGUGUGAGAGAGAGAGAGAGAGAGAGAGAGAGAGAGAGAGAGAGAGAGAGAGAGAGAGAGAGAGAACUGUGAGCAUUAGACUAGUAACCACAGAGAUGGUCUUCCCGUGGGAUGGAGCUGUCCGCACACCUGUAUGUCCUGCUUCCCACAAAAGGCACAGAGCUCUGCGCUCUCGUGCCUACUUUCAGGCACUUUGGUGAUGCCAACCCAGAUUUUGGUCUGAGACAAAACAAAGAGAAAUGUUUACAACAUCUAGAGCAAUAUCCAAGCAUACCUCAUCCCCCACCUUCCACCUCCCGGUCCUGCCUGUCCUAUUUCCUCUUCCACAAGCCCUCAUCGCCUCGCCUUCGUAGGUGGGCCCCCAAAAGGGACCACUUCUUCCAUUUAAAGUCUUCCUUUUGCUUCUGCGGUCGGCUUGUGCUGUGAACUGCCUUCUGGGCUCCAGGCGUGCUCUGUGCCUGGGACCUUUGAAGGCCAGGCAAAUCUAUGACUUUCAGGACCGUUCUCCAAUGUGAGUGGCCUUUUGGCCCCAUUUGACUGUCAAACUGUUUGGGGGCUGGUGUGGAAUUUCCUGUUGCCCUUGGCAAACCAAACAGAGCCGUAAUCAGUGACAGCCAUUCACAGCCCCGGGCACCACUGGGGUGAGGAAGGGCCCUCGAGCAAUAUUUAUUAUUAAACGUGAGCUUCAAGGAAACUGGCCACCCGGGAAAGCCUGUUACAAGUUCUAAUUCCCAGGUUCCACGCCCAGAGAUGCUGACCCAAUAGACCUAGGGUGGGACCCAGAAGUCUGCAUUUUUAAUGCGCUCCUAGGUGCGUCGUGAACCACACUUUGAAGAGAGAUGGUCUAAGAUGGUGGCUCUCACCCUUGGCUGCUCAUUGCAAAUACCUGGGGGAGUUUUAAAAACCCAAAUGUCCAGGUCCCAUCCCAGAAUAGCUUGGCCCUGGGACCCAAAGCAUUAGUAGUUUUUGAAGCUUCACAGGUGAUUCCAAUGUACAGGUGAGGUUAGGAAGCAGGGGCCUGAGGAGUGAGGAGGACACGGCUGAGCAGGAAACACCACUGUGCGGGCCAGAGGGCUGGAGCCUCCCGCCUCCCCCC